AUCAUAAUUCAUUGCCUUUUAUCGUCUCCAAUGGAGGACGCUAAGCAAUCGCUUCUUUCCCCUCAUCAGCCAGUUGGCGAGGGAAGCCGCGCCCAGGAGAAUCGCUCCAUCUCGUCCAACAUCUUCACCGCCACCAACGAAGACAUCCCACCUAUCGACGGCGUCCGUGACUUCUUCAGAGAGUACCUGACUGAGUCCAAGAAGCUCUGGUCCCUUGCUGCCCCCGCCAUCUUCACCAUCAUCUGCCAAUACUCCUUCGGAUCCAUCACUCAAGUCUUUGCCGGACAUGUUGGCACUCUGACUCUCGCCGCCGUCUCCGUCCAGAAUACCGUCAUCGCCGGUUUCUCCUUUGGCAUCAUGCUUGGCAUGGGAAGUGCAGUGGAAACUCUAUGCGGCCAAGCAUUUGGAGCGGGGCAGCUUGAUAUGCUAGGGGUAUACAUGCAAAGAUCAUGGAUCAUCCUCAACUCAACCGCUUUGCUCCUAAGCUUGUUAUACAUAUUCGCGGCUCCGAUUUUGAGGCUAAUAGGCCAAACGGAAAGCAUAUCGAAGGCCGCCGGAAUCUUCUCGAUAUGGAUGAUACCGGAACUGUUUGCUUAUGCGUUUAACUUUACGAUGGCGAAGUUCUUACAGGCGCAGAGCAAGAUGGUGGCGAUGGCAGUGAUAUCUGGUGUGGCGUUGGUUGUGCACGUUGUAUUGAGUUGGGUCUUGAUGCUGAAGCUGGGAUGGGGGCUGGUGGGUGCAGCCAUUGUUUUGAAUAUGUCGUGGAUUUUCAUAGACGUGGGUCAGUUCUUGUACAUAAUUAGCGGCACUUGUGGUCGGGCUUGGACCGGGUUCUCCUGGAAGGCGUUUCAGCAUUUAUGGGGAUUUGUUAGAUUGUCUUUAGCUUCAGCAGUAAUGAUAUGUUUGGAGGUAUGGUAUUUUAUGGCAUUGAUUUUGUUCGCUGGAUACCUAGAGGAUGCUGAAGUAUCUGUGGGUGCAUUGGCUAUUUGCAUGAACAUACUGGGAUGGACGGUCAUGGCAUCUUUCGGGAUGAAUGCAGCUAUAAGUGUGAGGGUUUCAAAUGAACUGGGAGCAGGGCAUCCAAGAACAGCUAAAUUUUCAGUGGUGGUGGCCACAACAUCUUCAUUUAUGAUCGGUGUCAUAAUCUCCCUUAUUCUCAUCAUCUUUAGAAAUGAUUAUCCAUCUUUCUUUUCCAAUGACCCGCAAGUUCAUCAUCGCAUUAUAGACCUCACCCCACUCUUGGUCCUUUGUAUCAUCGUUAACAAUAUUCAACCCGUCCUAUCAGGAAUGGCCAUUGGAGCUGGGUGGCAAGCUGUUGUUGCCUACGUAAAUAUUGCAUGCUACUAUGUCUUUGGAGUUCCUUUGGGUCUCAUAUUAGGUUUCGUACUUCAAAUGGGUGUUAAGGGAAUUUGGUGUGGGAUGUUAUUAGGGACAAUCGCGCAAACUUUUGUACUAAUUGGAAUGAUUUACAAAACCAAUUGGAGCAAAGAGGCUUUGAUGGCAGGGGAGAGGAUAAAACAAUGGGGAGUUGACAUUGACAAUCAAGAAGGGGAAUCUGUUACAAAAUAAUAAUAAUAAUAAUAAUAAUAAUAA
Molecule: messenger RNA, 1593 nt
Organism: Hibiscus syriacus
Lineage: Eukaryota; Viridiplantae; Streptophyta; Magnoliopsida; Malvales; Malvaceae
Product: protein DETOXIFICATION 29-like
Exons: 8
Coding region: 31-1569 (512 amino acids)
Biological process (GO): xenobiotic detoxification by transmembrane export across the plasma membrane
Cellular component (GO): vacuolar membrane
Molecular function (GO): xenobiotic transmembrane transporter activity; antiporter activity
Source: RefSeq, a predicted model, not a curated record